AUUUAUCUGAAGCAACAUAAAUCGAGUACAAAGGACAGUAAAUCAGGACACUAUAAAAGGAACAUGAGAGGCUGUGAGGAUGACAGAGCAAGAGCUGGAAACAACAUCAGUGAAGAAUGAAGGCUUUAGUAUGUAUACUGCUGCUGUUGGAAACCUUUGUGUUUGUCAUCCAGCAGCAGGUAGAUGGAGGACUCAAUGAGAAUGAGAUCAGUCAACAGAUCAGCUCUGAGAACAGAAGACAGAAUCCACCUCAAACAGACACUUUGAGAGCUGAAGCUUCAACUGACAGCCAACAAUACUACAAUCUGUGCUUCCCUGACAUCUAUGCAUCACUGAGAGAACUGACCGCCACCGUUACAGAGCAGAAAGAAAACAUUAGAGAACUGACCACCACUGUUACAGAGCAGAAAGAAAACAUCAGAGCUUUAGAGACACAACUGAGGGAUGAGAUGAACAAGAAAGAUGAAGAAAUUUCAAGUCAAGUGGAGGAGUUGAGAAAGGAAAAUAGAGACAGAGAAAUAGCUUUUUCAGCUGCACUGAUGGAAUCUGGCAGUGGAUAUACUGGUCCUUUUACCACUGACAUCACACUAACCUACAAGAAAGUCUUCACAAACAUAGGGAAUGCCUACAACCCAAUUACAGGUAUUUUCACAGCCCCACUGAAAGGAGCGUACAUGUUCAGAGUCUCUGUAACUGGUAUUGGCCCAACUACAGCAGCUGCAGACAUUAUGAAGAAUGGAAAGCAUGUGGUUUUUGCAUAUGAUGAACAGCCUCAGAAUGCAUUAAACGCCUCAAAUGGAGUUGUGUUGAUCCUGGAGGUUGGAGAUGUUGUCUAUGUGAGACUUGUGGCUGGCAGGAGGAUAUUUGAUAACGAGUAUAACCACAACACUUUCAGUGGUUAUCUACUGUUUCCCUUAAAAUAACAGGAGCUUUGAAGAAUGUAAUUCCAAUAAUUCUGAACUUUCAGUGUAUGAUUUAAAGGGAUAGUUCACCCAAAAAUGAAAAUGUGAUGUUUAUCUGCUUACCCCCAGCGCAUCCAAGAUGUAGGUGACUUUGUUUCUUCAGUAGAACACAAAUGAUGAUUUUUA
Molecule: messenger RNA, 1088 nt
Organism: Megalobrama amblycephala (Wuchang bream)
Lineage: Eukaryota; Metazoa; Chordata; Actinopteri; Cypriniformes; Xenocyprididae
Product: multimerin-2-like
Exons: 4
Coding region: 117-923 (268 amino acids)
Molecular function (GO): protein binding
Source: RefSeq, a predicted model, not a curated record